Molecule: messenger RNA, 858 nt
Organism: Trichoplax adhaerens
Lineage: Eukaryota; Metazoa; Placozoa; Uniplacotomia; Trichoplacea; Trichoplacidae
Exons: 6
Coding region: 1-858 (285 amino acids)
Cellular component (GO): nucleolus
Molecular function (GO): RNA binding
Source: RefSeq, a predicted model, not a curated record
AUGCGGAUGCGCACUUCCGCUUCUGGCGGAAUACGCCUGCGUAAUUCGUUCAUUUCCGUCAAAGCCUGUCAACUAACCAUGGAAAGACUAGAAAGUAUUUGCUCCGCCUUUGGAUUGAUCUGUGGUAUAAAAUGUUUCGAAAACGAACCAUCUAAAGAUGAAGGGUUUGCUUCUGCCCAGUAUGCUUUUGUUCAGUAUUAUUCCAAAGUGGCUGCCAUUCAAGCACAAAAGGAACUCAAUGGCAGAUGGUUUAUAGGUUUCCGAGCAAUGAAGGUCAACUUUGCUAAUCCGAAAAAUAAACAAGCCUUUAAAAUGAUUUUGCCUCUUUGGAAAUGUUACGAUUUAGCUAACUUUUACCUUGGUUUCAAUGGCUGGUCGGUAAAUAUAGUUUCGCUGAGAGAAGUAGAUCAAACGGAGGAUUCUUUACAAGAUCAAAAAUCUCUGCAACAGUUGAAAAUUGAUAAUCUAAAUAAGCCCGACGAAAAGCCUAGCAAACAAAUUCGCUGUAUGCAGUGUCGCAUAAGAAUGGCUUUCCCAAGGUAUUCGGAUAUUUAUGCCAUCGGUGACGGAUUAGCGGAAAUAGUUCCUAAUACCAACGAUCCAGGUAACUUGUCCAAUAUUGUCAAUAGUAGAGCGAAAUCGACCAAGCUUGCUUAUCAAAGGGCCUGUAAAGAUGCAUAUUCUCAACUGUUAUUUGUGAUACUUAAUAAUGGAAAGUUGUAUAUAGAGAUAUUCCGUCAAGAAUCACAUAAUCACUUUUGCGAAUUACCAAUCGCAGAGGAUUUAUUUGAUAAUCAAGUUCAUGUAAAUGUAUUAAAGGAAGAACUUCAGGAUGAACCUGAACCAGCGUGUGAUUGA